AUGCAGUCGUCCUCGAUUGAACUGUUUCAACCAGCAGAAAGCUUACCGCCAGCAAGUCAACCAACGGACGACGGGUACGUCCACACCAGCGAAGAUGGCGAGCCCUUUGCCGAAGACUUGGCGAAUCAUGUGGUGAUCUUUUCUGAAGUAACGACCAUCACGGAAGAAGUGUAG
This is a messenger RNA of Phytophthora nicotianae INRA-310, 174 nucleotides long. RefSeq lists its product as hypothetical. The transcript has a single exon. NCBI's taxonomy places the organism in Eukaryota, Oomycota, Peronosporomycetes, Peronosporales, Peronosporaceae. The record is from RefSeq and is a predicted model, not a curated record. Bases 1 to 174 code for a protein of 57 amino acids.